Molecule: messenger RNA, 2917 nt
Organism: Pan troglodytes (chimpanzee)
Lineage: Eukaryota; Metazoa; Chordata; Mammalia; Primates; Hominidae
Gene: RIOX2
Product: ribosomal oxygenase 2
Exons: 10
Coding region: 578-1975 (465 amino acids)
Cellular component (GO): nucleolus
Molecular function (GO): histone H3K36 demethylase activity; histone H3K4 demethylase activity
Source: RefSeq, a predicted model, not a curated record
ACGCCGCCCCGCCUCCAGCCGCUGCGCCGCAGCGCAGUGGGCUCGCUGCCGCGAGCAACAGGCCGUGCCGGGUGAGUGGGGCGCUCUCGCGGGCAUCCCAGCGCCGGGGCAGGCCGGGUAGUGCCCGAUCCCGCGGGGCGCGCGCUGCUGCUUUAGGCACCCGGGCUCGGGUGCGGGUCUGGGAGACCUGUCGGUCGGCGAGAAGCCUCGGUGGCCGGCGCUGUGGUUGCGGGACCUGGGACGCGCGCCCAGGCGUCCCACCUCCCCGGAGACUGGGGCAGGGUGGGUGGGGCCCGGAUCUAGGGGUAGGGUCGCGGAAGCCUUGGUUACAGAGAGUCGCACACGUGGCCUGCUAAUGGUCGCGACACCGGUGACGAGCGCACGGAAAGUUUGGAGGCUUAGCAAGGAGGGUGGUGCCGGCCUCCGCCCGGUGGUGGCAGAACUGCCUGUGCGAGCACGGCCUCCACGUGGGCUGCGCCUCCGGGCGUCAGGUCGGGCCUAAGAGACACGCUCUACAGCUGUGAAAUCUGAAGUUCAGGUUUGCAUUUCCUUACUGCUUUGUCUUGAAGACAGAACGAUGCCAAAGAAAGCAAAGCCUGCAGGGAGUGGGAAGGAAGAGGGGCCGGUUCCCUGUAAGCAGAUGAAGGUAGAAGCAGCUGGGGGGCCUUCAGCUUUAAACUUUGACAGUCCCAGUAGUCUCUUUGAAAGUUUAAUCUCGCCCAUCAAGACAGAGACUUUUUUCAAGGAAUUCUGGGAGCAGAAGCCCCUUCUCAUUCAGAGAGAUGACCCUGCACUGGCCACAUACUAUGGGUCCCUGUUCAAGCUAACAGAUCUGAAGAGUCUGUGCAGCCGGGGGAUGUACUAUGGAAGAGAUGUGAAUGUCUGCCGGUGUGUCAAUGGGAAGAAGAAGGUUUUAAAUAAAGAUGGCAAAGCACACUUUCUUCAGCUGAGAAAAGAUUUCGAUCAGAAAAGGGCAACGAUUCAGUUUCACCAACCUCAGAGAUUUAAGGAUGAGCUUUGGAGGAUCCAGGAGAAGCUGGAAUGUUACUUUGGCUCCUUGGUUGGCUCGAAUGUGUACAUAACUCCCGCAGGAUCUCAGGGCCUGCCGCCCCAUUAUGAUGAUGUCGAGGUUUUCAUCCUGCAGCUGGAGGGAGAGAAACACUGGCGCCUCUACCACCCCACUGUGCCCCUGGCACGAGAGUACAGCGUGGAGGCCGAGGAAAGGAUCGGCAGGCCGGUGCAUGAGUUUAUGCUGAAGCCGGGUGAUUUGUUGUACUUUCCCAGAGGAACCAUUCAUCAAGCGGACACUCCUGCGGGGCUGGCCCACUCGACUCACGUGACCAUCAGCACCUACCAGAACAAUUCAUGGGGAGAUUUCCUUUUGGAUACCAUCUCGGGGCUUGUAUUUGAUACUGCAAAGGAAGACGUGGAGUUACGGACCGGCAUACCCCGGCAGCUGCUCCUGCAGGUGGAAUCCACAACUGUUGCUACAAGACGAUUAAGUGGCUUCCUGAGGACACUUGCAGACCGGCUGGAGGGCACCAAAGAACUGCUUUCCUCAGACAUGAAGAAGGAUUUUAUUAUGCACAGACUCCCCCCUUACUCUGCGGGAGAUGGGGCAGAGCUGUCAACACCAGGUGGAAAGUUACCGAGGCUGGACAGUGUAGUGAGACUGCAGUUUAAAGACCACAUUGUCCUCACAGUACUGCCGGAUCAAGAUCAAUCUGAUGAAGCUCAAGAAAAGAUGGUGUACAUCUAUCAUUCCUUAAAGAAUAGUAGAGAGACACACAUGAUGGGAAAUGAGGAGGAAACAGAGUUUCAUGGACUUCGCUUCCCUUUGUCACAUUUGGAUGCACUGAAGCAAAUUUGGAACAGUCCAGCUAUUUCUGUCAAGGACCUGAAACUUACUACAGAUGAGGAAAAGGAAAGCCUGGUAUUAUCCCUCUGGACAGAAUGUUUAAUUCAAGUAGUCUAGUGCCUUUGCAGAAUCAAAUGCCUACUAUUUUAUAUGCAUAUAUUAAAAGAAAAGCAAAGACCUGAGCCGAGGAGAGGAUGAAUUCAAGUUUCCUUACCUGCGUAUCUACUAACAAACAUGAGACCUCCCUGUUACAGGUGGUCAGUUGGCCAAAUGUACUAACGGGCACAUGAAAGAAAGAACAGCAAAUUACCAAGUGUCUCAGAAAAUGACAAAACCAUAUUUUGACAAGUUUAUUUAAUCCAGUGUGGUAGAAAAGGCACAAUUCCAAUGUAUCAUUUAGAAUUGAAUGUCAUUAACCUGGCUUUGUUCUUUGGAAGAAACAACUUCUUUAAAGAGCUUCUUUGGCUCUAGAAAAAUUUCAAACAAUUAAAAUAAGAAAAAAUUUUAAAUUGUUUUUUUAUAAUGAAAAUAUACAUACCUUUGUGUAUAGACAAGCCCAUGCCCAUUAAAAUAAAGUUAUCCUGUAACAUAAAUUUUAUUAAAUAAUACUGCCCCACAGAUGAGAGGCACGCAACACCUAUGGACAAAAGGGAGUUACAGAGGCUGCUUAAAAGAUGGAGAAAAGCCUGAGAUUGAAGGAGGAAAAAAACCCAGUAUUUAAAGUCUAUAAAAAAUACUCAAAAUAGUGGGUCUUCGAGUUUAAAAUAGUCAUUGUUAUUUUACAUUCUAAAGUGCAUGUAGGUUGAUAUUUUUAAAAAUAUCAUUGGAGAAUUUAAUCUUUCUUUAUAAAAAUAGAGCAUUUUUCUGCUUUCUGGCAAAAGUUGGGGAUAAAAGGAAAAAAAGUUGUCAAAAUGUAAGUUUCAGUCCAAUUCACCAGGAAAAAAUGCUUGUGAAUUGUGCAGUAAAAGGUGGUAAUGACUACUGGAAGCUAAGUCAAAGGUGAUUUCCUACCUGAUUUUACUUACUUAAAUAAAAGUUACUUACAAUGGGAGUGAAAAA